GUGACGGCCUGUUUCUAUGGCCAGGCUGUGUCCACUCAGUCUGUACAUUGUCACCGGUUUUCUCAGUUUUCUAUCAGUCACGGUGGUCAGUGUGUUCAAAGGAGACAGAGGCAAAAUUAAGGAAAAAAGACACGAGUGGAAGGAGAGAGGAAUGAAGAUGGAUAACUGUCUCCUCAAACUCGUUUUCGGGCUUUCAAUGCUAGGUGAGUGCUUGGCUCGGGUGGUGACAGUGUCUCCUGGUCCAUUGAUCCGGGUGGAGGGUCAGCCGGUGUCCAUCAGAUGCGACGUCAAUGGUUAUAUGGGACCUCAUGAGCAGGACUUUGAGUGGAUGAUGUCCAAGGACGGGAACGCGCCGAGGAUAAAGAUCAUCUCCACCUUUGACACCAGCUACUCCCACAUGUCACUAAGUAAGCGUGUCGCAUCCGGCGACAUCUCUGUGGUGCGGCUCUCGGACAACGAGGUGGAGCUGAAGAUAGCGGAGGUGAAGGCGCUGGAUGCCGGUUUCUACUGGUGCCAAACGCCGAGCACUGACUCCGUCAUCAGUGGCAACUAUGAGGUUCAGGUCCAGCUUAUUGUCAUCCCCAACACCCUCAAGGUUUCCCCGCAGACCCCACCUCCAGUUGUCCCAGAGGGAAGUGACAUCACGCUCUCCUGCAACAUCACCCGGGAACUCACCCACCCCACCUACCUGUCCGUCACCUGGUUGCUGAAGAAGGGGGCGACGUCUGAGGAGAUUUUGACUUUUGGUCCUCAGGGAGGCGUGGUUACAGGGCAGAAGUAUGCCAAGCGCUAUGCUGACGGAGGCAUCCGAUUGGUUCCCGGGAAGAUUGGAUCAUUUAACUUGGUGAUUUCCAGAGUGACCACGUCUGAUGAAGGGAUUUAUGAAUGCAGCGGAACAGAGUGGACAUAUGAAAAUGGAGGGAAAUGGAUAAAAAUCGUGGAGAAGACAAAAGAGAUGGGGACUGUUGCUGUUACUCCUACAGCUCCUAUCACAGUGACACUGAACGCUCCAAGUCCCAAAACAAUUUUCAGCAAUAACCAGGCAGAGUUGGAAUGUAUCAUCACUGGACGAGACAACACCAUUGUAUCUGAAACUAAAAUCACUUGGCAGAUUGAUGAGCAAAAUGUGAACAGCAACAUUAUGGAAAUGACAAUACGUGAAGGCAGUCAAUACAGAAAGAUCAGCACGUUGACUCGCAGUCGGACUGAAUGGCAGAAAGUCAACAGAGUGCGCUGCUCGGCCAUUAGUGGAAACAUGACACCAGUUACUCAAGAUCUGACUGUCCAUAAAGGAGAUGGGAGCAAGCCAACAGUAAUAGUACACAUCCCUCCAGAGGAGGACAUCAAAGGAGACUCAGCUGUCACUCUGAUGUGUCUGAUCUCCAGUCCUGUGCAGCAGGAUUACUACAUAGCCUGGUCAGAAGAUGCUGAACGAAGAACUGGGAUCUAUACUGAUGGCAUCACCUUCCCCCCACAGAAGACCCAACGUGGCUACACAGUUAUAAAUGUUUACACCACCACCAAGGAAAGGUGGAACCAGGGUUACGUGUUCUACUGCAAUGUCUGGCCUGCUGGCAGUAAUGAGUCCAUGAUACCACGAGGAGUGUCUAAGGCCAUAAGUUACUCACAAGAGUGUUAAACUGAGAAGUUUCAGCUUUAAAUUUUUGCUUGUGUCGUUCUGUCUCUGUAUAUAUUUUCUGUGCACUCUGUUAUGUCAUCAGUCUUUGUGAUUGUAAAAAAACAACAACAACUAAAUAUGUAGUUUUGUUUGCCACCAAUCUCGGAAAGGGAUUGCAUUGUUUUGUCUCACAUUGUACUAACAAUUGUGCGAACUGUUUCAAAUUAGUUGCAUUGAAACAGUUUUUCCUGUUUAUGAAUAGUGAAUAGUGGAUAUGAAAAACAGAAUGAAAAAAGAAUGCAGGAAUAAAGGUGAACAGUGUGGGAAAGUAGAAUAGACAUGAAAGAUUAGAACAGGAAGAACAUGUGGAAAUUAUUCUUUAGGGGAAUAAAGGCAGAACAUAAGAUAAAAGAUAUUCCUCAUUGAACUUUCACCGAGAGUGUCAUUUAAACAAACUGAAAAGCAAGCACAAAGGACUGCUUUGUAUUGGUAUUUUUCAGUGAAGCCUCAUAGUAUAUGUCACUGCUCCAAUUUUCAACUAGAUAAACCUCCACACAACUUGUGGUAAGAGUGAAUAAUGUCUCAUUACAUUUUUUUGGUAUAAAUAAAAGUUUUGUUUGUGCACCCACGUGAGCCGCUUUCAAAAGUCCCCGACACCCCCAACAGCCAACCUCAGCCCAGCCCCAGAAUAGCUGCACAGGUAGGAGAUUAGUGGAUCUGUUCCUACAUGUGACAUCAGGAUAUCUUCUUGAAUUAAUUAUAACUCAAUUUGUAUGAAGUUCUCUUUUUUUUUGUACUUAUGUUGUGAAUUUAUGAAUAAAAGAUGUUGAUUCAUGUCUGUAAUGUAUCACACAGCAACAGGUUUAUCACGUAUGUAAUCAUAUAAGGUACAAUCACAGUGAGAUGAAAUCUGUCAUUUAUGCUUUAUUUGAUAAACUUGCUCAUCAAUCAGGGAUGGAUUAUAGUAAUAGAAAAUAUAAAUGUCAUGUGUGUUUAUGUACAGAAAACUUCAUGUACUGUUCCUUUGUCAGGACCAUUCAAGUUUGUAUUUACCUUUUGUAUUAUCUAUAAAACCAUUGUACCAAAGCAUUGAAUACAUGCUCUCAGUGUGAAAAUGUCUGUUUAAAGUGUAUGCAGUGACGUCUUUAAAUAAAUGGUAUGAUAUAUUUUCCAGUUAAAUAUGAGUGGGGGGGAAAUGAAUAUUUAUAUUAAUUUUCACUUCAGCUGAGCAGAGCAAUGCUGGUAAACUGUGAAUGUAUGAGUGAGUCACAUAUCCUGUUGCUCUUUUUGCUGAAAAUAAAUUUGUGGCUUUGAAAUA
Molecule: messenger RNA, 2936 nt
Organism: Thunnus maccoyii (southern bluefin tuna)
Lineage: Eukaryota; Metazoa; Chordata; Actinopteri; Scombriformes; Scombridae
Product: immunoglobulin superfamily member 8-like
Exons: 8
Coding region: 17-1639 (540 amino acids)
Source: RefSeq, a predicted model, not a curated record